AAUGUAUUUAUGUACAUUGCCCACAUUGGUUGUAUCUGUCUAGUAUAACAGUUAUUCAUGUAUAUACAGAUACAAGUGAUCUUACACUCAUACGGCCAUAUAUACGUAUGAAUUAUACAAGAAUUUCCACAAAAAGUUCAAGACUAAAUUACUUUUCAUCUAAUCCUCUCAAUAUAGUGUUUUUUUUAAACUAUUGAAUAUCAUCACCAAUAGAUUUUCCUAAUCAGUUUUUACAGUUGUUUUAUAAUAUUUAAUAGCUAUAAGUUUUUUUUCUUAAUUAAUGUUUUUUUGGAGCUAAUAUUAUUAUCCCAUUAUCAUUAAUAACAUUAUCAUCAUAAAUUUUUAUUACAGCUUUAUUUUUUUUUUUAUCAUACUGAAAAAGUGCAAUUACAUAUAUAAAUGAAAAAACUAUACUUACUAUAGUUAUUACCUACAUAAAUACGUUUGAUAAUGAUGGGAGAAAAAUUAGUUUGUUAAACCACAUUAAUUGAAACAGUUUAUUGUAUUGUACAUAAAUAGAAUUUGUUAUUUUGUAAAUGAACGUAAAUGUAAAAAAUGUUUGAAUCACCGAGAAGUUUACAAGAAGUGUGUGUAAACUUUAUUUGUGAUAAUGUACUUGCCAUUUGCGAAGUACAACCAAGUGAUCCUGUGAAUACAACUUUCACACAAAAUUUACCAAUUUCAAACAAAAGUGACAAUGACCAUACUACACAAGAUAAAGAAUGUAUAAAAUUAGCUAACGAUGAAAAUAAUUCAAUAUCUUCUACAUCAGAUGCUUUAUCAAUAAACAAUAUUAAUUUUGGAUCCACUACAAGGUUGAAUUUUAAAGAUCCUGAUAUUUUUUUACCAGCACAAAUUUCAGAACAAUUAUUAACAAGCCUUUGUGAAAAAAAAGCUUUGUCUGAUUUAACUAUUACACUUUUUGAUUCCAGAACAACUCGUCUUCGGCAUGUUAGACUGAAGGAUGCUUCUAAUCUUUCAGUAAAAGGAUUAAAAAUUUUAGAACAACAUAAAAUUGUUGAUUUAGAGGUAAAUGGUUUAAAAGUAACUAUCAAUGAUUUAAUAGGGUGUCUUGGAGAAUGGAGUUUACAAAAUCUUCGUUCACUGAGUGUUGCUCGAGGAAGUUUUAUAGAUUGUUCAAGAGUAUGUGUAUUUUUGGCAUUAAGUAAACUACGUGCUCUGCAUACAUUAAACGUUUCUGGAACGGAAUUUAAUAAGCAUGGAUUAGAAAUAGUUGUUGAAGAUUUACCGUUAUUAGAAAGCCUUGAUAUUUCAUGUACUAGAGUUGAUGAUAUAACACCAUUAAAAAAAUGUAAAGAUCGUUUGAAAAGUUUGGCAAUGUAUAAUCUUAAAAUUAGUGGUUUCAGUAAUUUGAAAUCAGUGCUUUUGGAGCUAAAUGAACUUCGGAAUCUUGAUAUCUCUGACGAGAAGGAUUCUUAUUCAUUUGAAAUGUUUGCUCCUGCUAGAUCUAAAAUAACUGAUCUCUUACGAGCAACAGAUUGUAUGCCAUUAUUAUCAAGUCUAGAUAUUUCUGGAAAAGAUGAAAUAGAUGUUAAAGAUUUAAAAGAAUUUAUCAAGAGUCAUAAACAUUUGGAGUUUUUAGGACUUGUACAUUCGGAUGCUUGUUAUGAUGAUAGUCUCAUAAAUCCAGCUAAUAAGGAUUAUAGAUCAAAAUUAACGGUAAGUGGAAUGGCUACUGAAGCUCAAAUUUUAGAAGCUUUGAGAAGAUACUCUCAGCGACCGAUAUACGUUCAAAAAUGUUUAUAUAACUUAUUUCGAUUAACACCACAUUUCAACGAAGCACGUGUUGAUGUAAUAAAACUUGUUAUACCUGGUAUGAGAGCUCAUCCUGAAGAAUUUCGCGUUCAAAUGGCUGCGACAGCUUGUUUGUAUAAUUUAACGAAAGGUGAAUUAGCAUCGAAAAUACAUCCAUUUAUUUUAAAACAAAUUGUUGACCUAACACUUACGGCUAUGGAGUCAUAUCCGAAUCAUUAUCAGUUGCAAAAAAAUACUCUACUAACUUUAUGUAGUGAUCGGAUUUUACAAGAUGUUGCUUUUGAUAAAUACAGAUGUGCAAAACUAGUAAUGAACUGUCUUUCUGCAUUCGAUGAUGCAUCAAUGAAUCGAAUGUCGGUAGCUAUUUGUUCAAUUUUAGCUGCUAAAAUUUCCACAGUAGAGACUUCAAUGCUUGGUUCUAAACCACAAUAUAUGUCAAAGCUUCUGUCAAUGGUUAGAUCAAAAAUUCAAAUGAAAACUGUAGAUAUUACUAUGAGAUUUACAUUAAGUGCAUUAUGGAAUUUGACGGAUGAAAGUGCGACAACUUGUAGAGUUUUCCUUGAAGAAGGUGGAAUGGAAUUAUUUUUAGAAGUCCUUGAAAGUUUUCAAGGGGAAUCUAGUGUGGAGACAAAAGUUCUUGGAUUGCUUAAUAACAUUGCAGAAGUUAAUCAAUUAAGACAGCGAUUGAUGCAACCUCGGUUUCUAACGAUGCUCUCUAUGCUUUUGAAUUCCGAGCACAUUGAUGUUUCAUAUUUUGCAGCAGGAAUUGCAGCUCAUCUAUUGAGUGAUGGUCCACAUAUUUGGGUCGAUUGGGAAUUUCAACCAACAAAACAACAAUUAUUGGAUCAAUUAGCUAAAGCUGUUACUAGUUGGCAAACACCGCAAGGUGAAAUGGUAGCUUAUAGAAGCUUUCAACCAUUUUUCUCUCUAUUAAAAAGUACUGAGGCAUAUGCAGUUCAAUUAUGGGCCGUUUGGGCAAUCCAUCAUGUUUGUACGAAAAAUCCUAAACGAUAUUGUGGUAUGUUAGUAAAAGAAGGAGGAGUUGAAAUUUUGAAGAAGUUGGAAGAAAACCAUAGAAUGAAUACUUUCAAUACUACUCAAACUAAUGUUCAGAUACUAUGCUGCUCAAUUCUAAAUACUCUUGCACUUCAUCCAUGUUGACAUGCUACAAUUUUUUAGAAAAAAUAUAGCACGCUAGUCAAUAUAUAUAUAUAUAUUAUAUAUAUAUAUACAUAUAUUAAAAUAAAUAUAUAUGCAUGUAUAUAUGAUAAUC
Chelonus insularis is the source of this 3049-nucleotide messenger RNA. RefSeq names its product protein zyg-11 homolog B-like. Gene Ontology annotation, cellular component: Cul2-RING ubiquitin ligase complex. Lineage: Eukaryota; Metazoa; Arthropoda; Insecta; Hymenoptera; Braconidae. The record is from RefSeq and is a predicted model, not a curated record. The coding region runs from base 556 to 2937 and encodes 793 amino acids. The transcript has 8 exons.